CUGUCUCCCUCCUCAGCUGUCUUUGCCGGUUAUUUUUAGGUUAAAUUCUAAAAUAAAUUGAAGAAAGCUGCUGUGGUACAUACUUUUCUAUGGUUAUGAAACAAUAGAGUGGAUCUCUGUCGCCUCGGGAGCGCCAGUCUUUGUGAACCAUGUCAGGCGAUGUGCAGCCAAGAAAACGUAAAGAUAAGAAAAAGAAAAAAGAUGAUUUAGGUGUAGAAGAACCUCGUGGGACGGAGGCGGCGCUCGGCGAAGGCGAUGUCUUCAUGCACUCUUACCACGACCAUGGCACCGGAGGACACUGGUGUGCCAAGAUCAUAUUCUUCUCAUUACUGGCUGUGCUCAUAACUCUUAUAGGACUGAUCAUAUUGGAAAAUAGAGGUCUUACUGAAUUGGAAGCAAAUUCUGUGGAAUCUCGGUACUCUGGUGUUCUUGAAGGUUGGUUAGAGGAUGCACCUGAUGAUGAUCAUCAUGACGAACAUACACUGGAACUGAAACACCAUGAUCUUGAGCAAGAUCAUAGCCCAGAAGAUGACCAUGAUGAUGAAGAUGAAGAGCAUGGGGAUGUUGAUGAUCAUGACGAUGAUGAUGAUCACGAUUUAGAAGACCAUGAUGAUGAGGAUGACGACCAGGAAGGCGACGAUGACGGUCAUGAUGACGAAACAGAUGAAGGUGAUGAUCAUGAUGACGAAGAUGAAGAUGUCGAAAACGACGACGAAAAGGACGAAAACAGUGAAGAGCAAAAUCUGGAAGACUCAAAUGAGGAGGAUGAUAAUGACGUUAUUGAACAAAAAUAUGAUGAGAAAAGCGACGAUCUAGAAGACGAUGACGAUGAUGAAGAUAACGAGAACUUACAAAAUGCAGAUGAUAAUGAUGAUAAUGAAUCUGCGGAAGAAAACGAUGGUGAUGAUGAAAAAGACGAAGUAGAUAAUCAUAGUCAAGAAGACGAUAAUGAUAAUGAUGAUGAUGAAAAUGACGACGCCAACGACGGAGAUAAUAGUGACGAAGAUGAACAACAGGACGAAAAUGUAAACCGCGAUGAGGAUGAAGAAGAACACGAAGAAGAGGCGGAAGAAGAUUUAGCGGUGGAAGUGGAAAGGCUCGAGAAAGAGCCUUCUGAUGAUGACGCUCUGUCAGAAGAGGAGCCGGCCGCUGAACCAGAGGACGACGAUAAGAGCGAAGAAGUUUCGAAUGAAUUGGCACCUGAAGACGAGGCUGAUGAAGUUUCGGAAGAUGAGGAAUUCCUGGAGCCUGAUGACAUCGAGGAAGACUUGCCAGAGGUUGAACCAAUCGUCGUUCCUCAAGGAAAACCUUUAGAUGAGGUGGAAGAUGAACCAUCAACAAUAAAGCCAGCAGACACCCUCGCCGAGGAAGAAGAAUACGAGAAGCAACAAGAAGAGUUGCGACGAGAGCAGGAACAAGCUUCUCACAUGUGGCUGAAGUUGGUGGUGGGUGGCGCUCUGCUUGUGGCCACUCACGCGGUCGUUCGUCGCGCCAUUGCCCCGCGCGAUGAUACACCAGCAAGUGACGACCAUGCUAGUAGGGAGGAGACCCCCGUGAUCGAUCGCCGCAUGACUCUUAUCCCCGAAGAGAGAGCCGCCGCUGCCUCUCCAAGAGAAAUCAUUGAAGAAAUAGUAGAACCAAUCGAAGAAAAAAUAAUUGAAAAGGUUUCCUCCGUUAUUAAAUCUUCUCCACCGCAAAAUGAAGAAGUUGAAGAAGAGGAAGAAGAAGAGAAUGAAGAUGAGGAAAUAAUUGAAGCUAAGAACGUGCAGCAAGAACAAGCGAAGGAUGAAACUGAGGAAAAAGAGUUGUAUAGUGACGAAGAGGAAGCUGAAGAGGAGGAAGAAGAAAUAGAAGAGAUACCUCUAGCUUCUAAACCUGCACCAGCCGCGCAUAAAGUGGAACCACCUAAACCAGAAGCAGACGAAGACGUACCUGAUGAUGUAGAAAUAAUCGAUGAAGAACAAAUUGAAGAAGAAUUGGAGGAAGAAGAAGAUGAUGAAGAAGAGAUAUCCGAUGUUGAUGAUGCAGAGCUGUUAAGCCGUCUGGAAGCUAAAUACGGCCGUCUGCCCGAACCCGAGCGACCCGGACCCAAACACAAGGAUGGUGGUAACAGUAUAGAAGACGACUGGCCGGGAGAGCCCAGCAACGAGUACUGGCGCGAGGAGCUCGACAAGGCCGAGCAAGAGCUGCGCCAGGGCGACUGGAGGGCGGCGAGUCACCGCGUGUCGGCUGAGCAGCUGCGAGGCAGCGGGCGAGCGCGCUGGCUCCUGGCGCGAGCUCUCGAUGCCGAGGCUGAAGCUCGCCGCGACAACCGCCUGCUGACGCGGGCCAUCGCCGCCUACCUCGACGUCCUCAAGAUGAACGAGCGUCUUGCUGAUGCCAGGCUAUUAGAAGUAGCCGAUAAAACACUAGAAAGAAUACGGUUUAGAGGUAAUUACUUGAGUGCAGAACCUGUGUACAGACUACUUAUUCGGAGAUUUCCUGACGUUCCUCACUACUAUAACAAUCUGACCAUAUCUUUCCUCAUGGCAAAUAGGGCCGAUCUCGCAGAAUUAGUUUUAGAAGAAACUCUACAGAAAUGGCCAAAUGAUCGAAUCGCUUUAGCUCACCACGGUUUUGUAUUAAAAACUCAACACAAACGUUAUGAAGAAGCUGUGGAAGCCUUCUUGAAAGCUUUGGAAGGUGAUGAAGGGCCAGCCACUGAGCCGCGGUUCUAUUACCACCUGGGAGACUCUCUUCUACUGCUAGGUCGUUUUACGGAAGCCCACGAAGUCCACAAAAGAGGAGCGGCGCUGGGACACUUCUUGUCGCCAGCACAACGAUCACUUUAUAACGUAGAUCGCCUUAAAAGUCAACCGUGGUGGGAUAUUGAGAAGACGCCUUAUAACAAAUUAGCUCGUGCCCUAGAAAAAUCCUGGAAGGACAUAUUGAAGGAAGGCGAAAAAGCAAAAGCUUUAUAUGAAAAAGAAAAAGAAGGUUUGAAAGAGCGAGGCGAAUGGUCGCAGCUAGACCUUUUCGUUCGAGGUCAAGAGAUCCCGAACCGUUGUAAAACAGCACCAGUUACGUGUUCAAUAGUUCGUUCGGAAGUCGCUGCGUCCGGAUGUCGCAGGGGCCAGGUGAAGUUCAGCGCCAUGGAGGCCGGUACACACGUGCGACCUCACGUCGGACCCACUAAUUGCCGACUAAGAAUGCAUUUAGGUCUCAGCAAUACCAAAGAUACUUAUAUAAGAGUUGAUCAAGAAACGAGGCAAUGGGAGGUCGGCAAAACACUACUGUUUGACGACAGUUUUGAGCACGAGGUCUGGCACAACGGUACCGGCACGCGACUGGUUCUCAUCGUGGACGUGUGGCAUCCCGCUCUCACAGCCGCUGAGAGACGUACGUUACCACCCAUCUGACGUGACGUCAUACAUAUCUUUCAUUUUCAGCGCCCUCUAUUUGUGUACCUCCUUUUAGAUAUAUCGAAGCCAUCGAACUGAUGAGUCGUAAAGGAAUUCGCAAAUACGUACAAAAUGUAAUAUUUAAAAGAAAUUAAAGAACGAACUAGUCAAUUUACAUGAGUCGUAUCACGAAUACGAUUUAUACAGUAGCGUUAUGCAUUUAUGUCAUGUCAGUUCCGCAUAAGUAACGUCGUAUCUCCAACAGAAUUUCGCUCUAAGUAUUUGCUGUAUACAUUUUAUUACUUUUGUAUGAUCGAAGUAAUCGCAUUCUAAAUCUACUUUCGUUUUAAUAUACAUUUUAUGAAGUGGAAGUUAUUAGUCGAUUUUGUACAAAUAAUGUUAAAUGCAUUUGUAUUAAAUGUUAUAUUGUUACUAACAAUUUCAUUACCAUAUCUUAAGUGUGAUGUAAUCAAAUAAUGUUUCAAAUAACAUUUCUGUAUAUAAUUGGUAUUUUAAUAUAAAUUCAUAUUGAAAGUGACUUAUUUAAAACAUUGUUUGACUAGAUUUUUGUGACCAGUAUUUAGUAAUUCUACCUUGUGAUAUAUUAUCGUCUGCUUUAAGAUUAAUGUUAAGAAUAAAAUUACAAUGCUCGAAAA
Molecule: messenger RNA, 4036 nt
Organism: Trichoplusia ni (cabbage looper)
Lineage: Eukaryota; Metazoa; Arthropoda; Insecta; Lepidoptera; Noctuidae
Gene: Asph
Product: aspartyl/asparaginyl beta-hydroxylase
Exons: 18
Coding region: 150-3398 (1082 amino acids)
Biological process (GO): peptidyl-aspartic acid hydroxylation
Cellular component (GO): endoplasmic reticulum
Molecular function (GO): protein binding; peptidyl-aspartic acid 3-dioxygenase activity
Source: RefSeq, a predicted model, not a curated record